Molecule: messenger RNA, 4381 nt
Organism: Myotis daubentonii (Daubenton's bat)
Lineage: Eukaryota; Metazoa; Chordata; Mammalia; Chiroptera; Vespertilionidae
Gene: CCDC116
Product: coiled-coil domain containing 116
Cellular component (GO): centrosome
Source: RefSeq, a predicted model, not a curated record
CCCCCUCCCCCCACUGGGGAUGUGCCCACAACCAAGGUACAUGCCCUUGACCGGAAUCGAACCUGGGACCCUUCAGUCUGCAGGCCGACGCUCUAUCCACCGAGCCAAACUGGCUAUGGCUCCUUUUUUCCUUUGUGGUUCAGUGACAUUUUCCUUACCCAUGACUGUACAAAUAAUCACAUAGUUGAUAACCAGGGUUUUCAUUAUGAUGUCUUGAUUUUCCCAAUGGAAGUGCAGUAUUUGUGUACCGCCUAUGACAUUGAUAAUGUCAUUUCCAUUUACCAAUUUGUUUUAUAGAUGAAGAAACUGAGGUUCAGAGAAGGUUAGUUUCUUCCCAAAGUGAUCCUGCCAGGAGUAGUGGAGCUGGGACUACCUCCGGAGCUCUGAGCCUGCAUCUGCAUCUGCUCUGGUCCUUUAGGCCCUGGCUGCCCCUAUUUCAGGGGCCGAGAGGAAAGAGCUGAGCUAGAGAAUGACAAAUGAUACCAAUUUCUGUGAGGGCACAGUAUGAAGUGGAGGCCUCAAAGAGCUCACUGAGCUCUUGGCAUAAGGACUGACUGUUAUGUUCAAACAUGAUUAUUAAAUCAUCAGACCUCACCCUAGCCAGUGUUGCUCAGUUGGUUGAGCAUUUUCCCGAGCACGGAGAGGUCCCAGUUUGAUUCCAGUCUCGGCACAUGCCUGAUUUGUGGGUUCAAUCCUCAGUAGGGGGCAUUCAGAAGGCAGCCAAUUGAUGUUUCUCUCUCCACCUCCCUGUAAAGUCAAUAAAAACAUACUUUAUUUUUUAAAAAUAUAUUUUAUUGAUUUUUUUACAGAGAGGAAGGGAGAGGGAUAGAGAGUUAGAAACAUUGAUGAGAGAGAAACAUCGACCAGCUGCCUCCUGCACACCUCCUACUGGGGAUGUGCCCGCAACUAAGGUACAUGCCCUUGACCGGAAUCGAACCUCGAACCCCUCAGUCCACAGGCCGACACUCUAUCCACUGAGCCAAACCGGUUUGGCCAUACUUUAUUUUUUUUAAAAAAUCAUCAGACCUCAAUCAACCAGCAUUCUCCACUAGGAAACUGAUCCUGGAAAGGCUAAAGGUCUUUGAGUGUCUAAAGACUGGAAGAAGGAAAUUAAAAUUCACCGAGCAUCUAUUCUAAUACUAUGAGUGGUACUAGAAAUAUUAGAGAUUAGGGGUGAGCACCUCAAUCCCUAACUCCAAGGAGUGCCGCCUGAUAAAGUGUGGCAGAAUCUGGAAUGGGGUUUGCCAUCAUUCUGUUGGAGAAGGAAGGGUGAGCCUUUUGGGAAGGCUUCUCUGAGAGGUGACACCUGGAAAGGGGGCUGCAUGAGGAGGAGUUUAUCAGGCAGAGGGGGAGAGGAGGUAAAGAUAUAUGGGGUGCCGGGUGUGUUGUAUGAAAAUGUAAUCUCCAGCCCUAACUAGUUUGGCUCAGUAGAUAGAGCGUCGUCGGCCUGCAGACUGAAAGGUCCCAGGUUCGAUUCCGGGCAAGGGCAUGUACCUUGGUGUGCAGGAGGCAGCUGAUUGAUGUUUCUAACUCUCUAUCUCUCUUCCUCUCUGUAAAAAAAUCAACAAAAAAUAUAUUUUUAAAAAAGAAAAUGUCAUCUCCAUAUUCCCUGGGGAAGGACAUUCAAUUCCCUUUAUAAAGGAGCAGAGAUCAUAGCGGUUGAGUCCACAGGCAGGAAACGACAGAGCUGGGAAUGGAAGCUAAACCUGUGACUUAGAGCAGGAACUCUUUCCUCUGCGCUCAGGGAGACUGCAGAAGGGAGCGGGCUCAAGAGGGACCUUGGGGUUGUCCACAAUGGGUGAGGGGAGGACGCUGGAAAGAGCCGGAGGCCCAGAGCGACGCAGGGACCCGAUUGGAGCCGAAGAAUGUGCUUGUGUCACUAGAGACUUUGACUUUGCCCCUUAGGCUCGCCUCCCUCGGGGCAGAUAAAGAAGUAGGGGGAUCAGAGUGAGGAUCAGAGUGGGGAUCAGAGCCGCUCACUCCUGGCUCCCUGGCUCCCUGGUUCUGAAUGUGGGAGGGACAGAACUGGAUGAAUUAGGGGAGGGGCCAUCGCGGGCCCCGCCCACAACCUUUGUGUCGGGGGAGCUGGAGAAAGGGCACCGGUUGAGAGCCAAUCAAGAUGCCGCAUGUAAAUGACCCCGAGGGGCGUUCUCCGAGCGACUCCAGAGCAGUGUCGCUGCCCCCGAGCGGGCAGAGAUCGCACUGCCUGGCGCCAUGCGAGGCGCUAACUUUGGUGAGUCGGGGGGUUCGGCCACGGACAGACGCCCGGGCGCCCGGGGUCUGGGAGGGGCGAGGAUUGGAGAUGGUCAAAGUCAGGAUGAGGACGUCCUCGGGGACCCCAACCCCAACGGUUCCGGACACGGAUGUGUAUGCCGACGCCCAGGGGUCUCCAGGAGCAACGGCAGGGCCAGACCCCGGAGGGACUUGGGGUGGCGGGAGCGAGGGACCUGUGGACCCGGGGCCUCUGACGCAGUGUCCUACAGAGGGACGGAGACUCGAACCUAUGGAAGCCUGGGGAGAAACUCACGCCUUCUCCCCGCCCGACGCGGAGAGGCAGCCGCGGCCGCACGGCAAAACGGAAGAGAGAGGACGGCUGGCAGCCGACCGGUGCACCCACAUCAUGAACACCUGCCGCCACCACUCGGGAUACCUGGCGGACGAUGAGGCCGGCCACAUCACGUACCGGGCCCGGGUGCAGCCGCCUAAGAAGCCACCGUUCCUGAAAGUGGAGCAGCCCUCCAAUCUGGGCCACGUGCCACACCCACCGUCAAUGUACGGCCCCUCCGGCAGCUCAGGGCUUCGCAGCCACCGUGGGAGCACGAGGGACCCUCGGCCCUUUGGCAGUUUCCUGGAUUUCCUUGUGGAGGGCCAGGUGCUAGAGAGCCUGCAGAGGGUGGUGGAGGAAGCAACUGAGCGCAUGGCUACCAUGAAGACAGAGACUGGGGCGCCGCUGGUGGAUGUGCAGGACCCAGUGGAGAUGCCGAGGGGUGGGCGACGUGUGCGUGCCCGGCCCAGCCUCAAUACUGUGCACCGGCACCAUGUCCAGCCCAGCCUCUGCAUCGGGCACCCCAACAACUAUCCAUCCUGCUCCAGCUCCAUGUCUGACUCACAUAGCAACGCCACAGUCGGCUACCCGGGUUCCUAUGGCCGGGACAGUGACCUGGGCUACCGCGGCCUAGGCCCACUGCCACCCAUAAGGGACAGACUGCUGCAGGAGAAGAGCCUUAAACGGCUGCUGCGGCUGGAGAACAGAGGGAAACGCCUGCCCUGCUCCCAGGGGGAUGCCCUGCUGUGGGACUCACUGGGCUCAAGCUUGGGUACACCGGAAGCAUCAGAGCUGGGGAUUGGCGAGAGAGAGCUGAAAUUCCUCAAGAGAGAGUUCAACAGGGAGAUCAAGUCCUUGCUGAGCCAGUCGGAGGCCUUCAACCUGCCCGGCUACUCUUCGUUCCGUGAGCCCCAUCGGACCCUAGACCUCCUGGCCAAGCACCAUCUCUUCCCUGCCCUGCAGAGUGUGGUCAACCAGGCUGUGGACAAACUCAGUGGCGCCCUCCGGCAGAACGGCUGCCCUCUCUUCCCAUCAGAAUGGGAGCCCAUCACAGAGCCCAAUUUAGAAAUCACACCAGGCUCCAAACUGGCCACACCCAACCCAGAGGAGACCACUGAUGAUCUCCCCUCCACCACAGCCUCCAGCUCCAAGAUGACUGGAAGAAAAAACAAGCCCAGAACACGGGACAAGUCCAAGGAAGGUGGUUCCACCAUGUCUAAUGCCCAAGGAGCCACCAGAUUUAGGCUCCAGAGCCCCCAUUACAACAGGAAGAAGAUGACACUGCCCUCCAUCUCCUCCAAGUCCAUAUCCUGCAUCUCCAACCCCUGGUCUGAGGAGCUUAUCAACGACAUGACGGAGCAGGCUGUCUCCUUGCUUGUCUGCAAGUACAAGUUUGAGAGGAACCUCACCAAGCAGCUGGGCCUCAUCUCCUUCCCCAUCACGGAGACCCUCGUGGACCUCUUGCUGGGCUUCAAGAAAGUGAAAGGCUCCAACAUCUGCCUGUCCUCGGAGGUCAACUGGAACGACCUGCUGCGCAUGCUGGAGGAGGCCCAGUGGGCCCGGCAUGUGUCCCUGGAGGCCUCCCAGCAUGACGCCUCCCAGCGCACUGCCUCCCUCCCAGGCAGCAUAGACACCCCCUCCAUAUUGUCUAUGCCGGCCACUGUCCUGGAUCAGGUGGCCGAGGAGCCAGGCCCCCAGUUACCUAACCUUCAGGAGAAAGGUACAGCGGAGGAGCACAAGCCCACGAACCAGUUGGAGCCCAAGCCCUCCGCAUCCCAGACCACUGGCACGGGCUUCAAGCAGCCUGAGCAAGUAGUGGACAUGGGGGAGAAACAG